Molecule: messenger RNA, 1139 nt
Organism: Moneuplotes crassus
Lineage: Eukaryota; Ciliophora; Spirotrichea; Euplotida; Euplotidae
Source: the annotation of a GenBank genome assembly
UAUAAAUUAACAAAUAGCUUUCCGCUGUAAAAAUGAAACAUAACGAGGACUUAUCAAGUGUAAUGGAGACUCCAAGCAGCUCCAAAAAGGCCAAAGUAAAGGUCCGUCAUGUAAAGACUUUCAGACCUAGGAAGGACCUAAAUGACAAAAGCGUCAGCUCAAUGAUAAAGAAUAUGAAGUCCUUUGCUUCUUUCUACAAGACUGAUGAAAAUAAGCAGAAGAUUAAUUUCCUUGAGCUUCAGAAAAAUGCAAUGAUAAUGUCUGAAUUAAAUCUUAAUUUUUAACACAAGCCAGAGUAAAAAGAACAAAAAAUAUUCGCAAGACCAGCAGAUGUGUAUAAGGUCACUAGCAUGUAGCAAAAUGGAGACAUUUGCCAAGAAUUUCUUAAUGAAAAAGUUAAGCUACAGGAAAGCAAUUACUAAGCCUAGAGAACAGGAAAUAAAGCAGUUCAGGUUUAUCUACCCAAGUAACCCCUCUUUGGUUAAAGCUCUCAUAGGCAUUCAAAAACAGAAAUAGGACCGAUGAAUGAAUCAGCACUAGCAAUGAACACCAGCGCUGCAAGAAUAAAUCAUCUAAGAAGUAUUUAAUUAAUGAAAAUCUGGUGUAUCCGAACCAGAGUUUAUUCCUCAGCCCUGAUGACAAGAUUUUGGAGAACCAAUCUGCCGCUGACCUGCAUAGGGCCAAGUUCAUGAAGUCUCCUCAUAAGCAUAUAUUUGCUCACAGAAGUAGCCUAAGUGGGUAUAAUACACCCAAAGCUAGGGCUAAGUCAUACGUCAACUCCACAACAGCUAAGCUUGGUAACAACUACUGAACGAAGAGUACAGAUAGCAAGAAUGGAGAGUUCAUCAGCCCAAUCUCAAUCAAACCUUGUAGUUCAAAAACAAAAUUUCCACCACCAGGAGAGCCCGAUAAGAGAAGAUGGACUAAAUCAAAUAAUUUGUUGAAUAUAACUCCAGUUAAGGCUUCUGAUUUGAACCCAAAUCAAACAUCAACGUUCAAAGUAGGCAAGGGUAGUGACAAGAAAGGCAUCCGAAAGGUUUCUCUCCCGUCUAAAAGGUUCAACAGAACAUCAAGGCUUUCAACACUAUCUAAGAGUGGGAGUAUGGUUAAAAUUAGGCCAUUUCCUUAAGAAGACUCAU